Penicillium diatomitis is the source of this 1263-nucleotide messenger RNA. RefSeq names its product DUF3716 domain-containing protein. NCBI's taxonomy places the organism in Eukaryota, Fungi, Ascomycota, Eurotiomycetes, Eurotiales, Aspergillaceae. The transcript is spliced from 4 exons. Bases 1 to 1263 code for a protein of 420 amino acids. The record is from RefSeq and is a predicted model, not a curated record.
AUGAUGGAAGAGGAGAGCGCUAUGGUUCAGCCCUUAGGAGUCGCACCCUCUGUUUCCCCAGCAGCUGGUCUGGUAGCAACAUCUCAGUCAGAUGCUGCACCCAUGUCGCACGCUGUGCCUCCCGCGGCUGUAACCCAAACAGGCAGCGCAGCGUGCGUUGGCGAUGCAAUCAACGCGCCCGAUCGCCUCGUGGAAAUCAAAGCUGAAGAGGAUGAACUUUUGUCAAUUUCAUCAGAGAGUUUCUCGGAGACGUCUUCAAUCGACAUCCCUGAUAGUUCCCCCGAGCUCGAGUCAGGGAUGCAUGCGGAACACGAGGAAACUCCCUCGACUGCUCUGGCGCGUGCUACCUCGCCGGCUGUUCAAAGCAUGGCUGGCGCCGCUCAGUCUACAACAUUGUCACGCCGAGAUGAUGCGCCUCAUAACACGGCGCACGACCAGACGGUAGCGACUAAAGACGCCAAAGGUAAUCCAGACCAUAAAGUCUUUAGGACCGAGUUAGAUCAGUUAUUGCUCGCGAUGACGAUUUGGCGGGACGUAGAUUGGCGUCAGGACCCCAGACCGUGUCCCAACAAACAAAAAUAUCGCGCCGCAUUCACUCAGCAGGUGGGCCGGGUUGUCCCCAGCGAUCGAACCUGUUCCGGAUGCCGCGCAGGCAAUGGGCCUUUCAAGUCGUGCUGCGUUGUGGUCCCCGCGGGCACGCCGCUCUUCAGAGGCGCUUGUGCCAAUUGCGCUUUCUUACAGAAUGGGACUUCGUGCUCGUUGCGGUCUGGGCCUAAUCCGCUUGCAUCAUUCGUGAACGACGCUCUACCAAAGAGAGCCCCCCGACGCGCAGUCCCCUUGGAAGCUCGUGAGACCCAGACUCAGCCGAAGAAGGCUCGAAGAAAUUCUAACCAAUCAACUCGGAAAGGAGUCACAAACCAUCAAAUCAACUCCGGCGGCGAGGAUGAGUACUCGGUCCAGAACGGCGAAGAAACCACAAACUCGCCUGAGAAUUGUCAAGGCACCGAUACCAAGUCCACAAGUCGGUUUUUCAAAAAUGCCUGGCUGACGUCUCCUUUGGGCGACCCUGCUGUCUGGGCGAAAGACGGGGAUUUCUCUGCUACGCGCGAGGCACUCCGGUCUAUUCCAGCUAUGAUGGAGAGUCUCAAUCGUGAUCAAGCGGUUCUAGAGAAGUAUCUGGAAGACCACGAUCAAUUGACGACACCUCCACCGCCCAAUAUUGAAGAAGACGACACAGAGAAUCCAUUCUUGGCAUAUCUCUAA